Trematosphaeria pertusa is the source of this 1556-nucleotide messenger RNA. RefSeq lists its product as uncharacterized. The record is from RefSeq and is a predicted model, not a curated record. Lineage: Eukaryota; Fungi; Ascomycota; Dothideomycetes; Pleosporales; Trematosphaeriaceae. Bases 417 to 1481 code for a protein of 354 amino acids. The transcript is spliced from 2 exons.
GAACCACGAUCGCUAAUGGUGCCAGCACGCGACGUAUGCCAAGAGGGUAGAUCGGGGGUCCUCGCAAGGACUGAAAAGUGAUGAAAAGUGACCCGUCACGGUUUCGACGCGUGAGUGCAUGAUCACCAUAUACGCUAACCUUUUUCGGCUAGAUUAGGCCGCCCUCCCCCUCCCCUGACGACGUCACUUUGUUUUGGUCAACUUUUAUCUUGCUAUCCUGUCCAGCUUUCCGUCCGUAAGCUGUCACUCUUUGUUUACUCCUCUCAAUUCAGUGUCAUUUCCACGAUGGCUCCACGAAGACCUCCAGCAGCGAAGAGAAAGAAGCAGAAGGCGGAGAAGGCGAAACGCGCCCAAGAAGAAGCAGAGAGAGGCAACAGGAGCAGCUAGCCAGAGACAUUGACCAACUUUGUAUCGACAUGGAUGGCAGAGAUGGAAAUGGAGCGUUGGUCACCCCGGCGGCGAGAGGGAACAUGAGAGAGAGUGUGCGGGCGCCUAGGAGGAUGCCGAAGGAAGCGCCUCAACCUAAGGUUAAGCCGAAUUACUCGCCUCCGCUGUUCACUUCGGAGCACGCCUUACCGUUCGGAUCGGAGAAGGAUUGGGAUUCGGCGAAGCUUAAGGAGGGUGUAUGGCAGGUCGAGUUUGGACCGGAGUUCAGGGUCGAAAACUCCCAUAUAGAAGCCAUCUCCAAUGCGCCCUCCGCCUUCCGCACCCAACUGAAGGCCUUCUACUGCGGCGACCCUUCCCGCUCAUCCCUCAAUACCCUCCCCAUCACCGACGCCGCAAUCCUCAAGCUCGUCAAAGCCUGCCCCGGUCUCGAGCACAUCCGUCUCUCCAACUGCGCCAAACUUACUGAGCCACUCUACCCCAUUAUCCACUGCUGCCGCAGGAUCCGCGCCAUCACGAUUGCCGCCGCUCCAGGCAACAAGACGCGUUUUCCGCUCGACCAAUCCGCGAAUGGUGCUCUUGAUGAUCUGGCCCUCAACCCGGGCAUGUGUCCCACGCUCCGAUUCAUGGAGUUCCACAACAUCAACAUCGAUAAGGCGCGCAAGAAUUUCUUCCAACACUUGCCCUUGAUGAAGCCAUUCGAAUCCCGUGGUCUAGAGAUCAUCUACGGCCAUCAUGAGCUAGGCACCGUGAGGCUGUUCCGUGGCGGAGAGGAGAUGUAUAUCGAGGGAGAGGAGAAUGUGCUGCCCGACUGGGAUGUUAUCUUCAGCAGGGUGCUUGGCUCGCGAAGCAGAGAUCUCUAUGACGAGGAUCAUUAUGGCGGAGAUCCGUAUUAUGGGUUUGAUAGUGAGGGGGACUUCGUUGACGACGAUUUUUAUGGGUGUGACUGUGGCUGUGACUGUGAGGAGUGCUGGGGGUAUGUGGAGGAGGAUAAGUAUAAUACUGGGUUUAACCGCGCACUCAAAAUUUUGGGCUCGCUGGCGACGGAGGUUGAGCGUGGACGCCUAAAUCAGAAUAGGCGCUGGUAUGUCUAUUAGAUGCCCAGAUGGCCGUGCUUGCUAUGUUGCGUUCAUUACCAGCAUGUUCCGCGGAAUUUUUCCUCUCAGUGUCCU